Messenger RNA from Anthostomella pinea, 936 nucleotides. The record is from the annotation of a GenBank genome assembly. NCBI's taxonomy places the organism in Eukaryota, Fungi, Ascomycota, Sordariomycetes, Xylariales, Xylariaceae.
AUGGCACCUGCUGCUACCGGUCUGUCCAACGAGGCACAAGCCCCCAACCCCUCCCGAUUCGACCCCAGUUUCACCCAACAUGUCCUUGACACCAUGGGUCCCAAGACCACCGACAGGAAUCGGGUGGUCCUGGGCUCACUGAUCAAGCACCUACACGACUUUUCGCGAGAGGUCGAGCUUACCAUUGACGAGUGGAUGGCCGCCGUCCAUUUCGUCAAUGAUGUUGGCAAGAUUUAUGCUGAGUCGGGGAAGACGAGAAACGAAGCUCACAGAGUUUCUGAUAUCCUCGGACUGGAGACACUGGUUGAUGAGAUCGCUCACAAGAUCGUCUCCGAGUCAGGCGUCGACCCGACGUCAUCGGCGAUCCUGGGCCCCUUCUGGUCGCCCAAUGCGCCCUUCCGUGACAACGGGUCGACCAUCAUCCAGAACCCGGCGCCGAACGGCCGGGUGUGCCUGAUGCACGGCGUGAUCAGCGACCUGGUGACGGGCAAGCCGAUUCCCAACGCCGUCUUUGACAUCUGGCAGGCUUCGUCUAACGGCAAGUACGACUUCCAGGACCCAGAUAACCAGAGCCCCAACAACCUGCGUGGCAAGUUCCGCGCCGACGAGAACGGCAAGUACUGGUUCUACUGCUACCACCCGACUGCCUACUCGCUGCCCACCGACGGGCCUUCGUACACCCUACUGCAGAUGAUGGACCGCCACCCCAUGCGCCCGGCGCACAUCCACAUCAUGGUCACACACCCAGAGUACAAGGGCUGCACCACACAACUGUACCCCAAGGACGACCAGUGGCUGGCCACCGACACCGUGUUCGCCGUCAAGGACGACCUGGUGGUCGACUUCAAGCCCCUCAAGGGCGACGACAAGGCCGUGCUGGAGCUGGACUACAACGUCAUCCUCGCGCCCAAGGACUACACGGGUAAGACGUUCUGA